Physella acuta is the source of this 1344-nucleotide messenger RNA. RefSeq lists its product as uncharacterized. NCBI's taxonomy places the organism in Eukaryota, Metazoa, Mollusca, Gastropoda, Physidae. Gene Ontology annotation, molecular function: NAD+ poly-ADP-ribosyltransferase activity; transcription corepressor activity. The record is from RefSeq and is a predicted model, not a curated record. Gene Ontology annotation, cellular component: nucleus; cytoplasm. Gene Ontology annotation, biological process: negative regulation of gene expression.
AUGGCGAGCUCCGCUAUUUCUCGAAACAAAUCAGCUCCACAGAGAGCAUCCCCUCGGUCACUUGUCUAUAAUGUGUCUGACACGUGUCGACUUGUCAUCAAACCUUAUGGGGAUGUCACAAGAGAAACAUCCGAUGUACUCGUGUGUGUCGUGGGACCGGAAGUAGAUUUGAACAAAACGAAAGUAGGCCAGGCUUUCAACAGCGCAUGUCCCUUAUUGUGGACUGACCUACAAAAGGCUUACAUGUCGAAUUCCGGGGCCCAUGUUCUAACGGUUCAAAGUUCCCACGGGCUUAAUUGUUCAGCGAUAUGCCACGUUGUCUUAUCCAAAUACAACCCUUUAACAUCAGGAACACAACUUGCAUCAGCUGUAGAGGGCGUUCUAAACGAAACAAAACGACUUGGAGCCAAAUCUGUUUCUUUCCCGCCUUUAGGUUACAGUAAACUUUUUGGAUUCCCCGCCCCAAUCGUGGCCCAGUUGGUCCUUGAAAAACUCAAAUCUUCCGGCAAUGUCCGUGCUUUGAACAAGGUGGUUCUUCUGGCACCGAGUAUUGAUCUGUUUAAUGAACUGACGAAAAUGGCGCCACACGUUUUUAAUGUUGCCCCUGUACCACGGCGAGGAACUGUAGAGUUCCUGCAAUUUAUUCUUGCUAAAGACGAUUCUUAUCCCUCUAACUGGGAUUUAGCUAAACCUAUUGGCUUUUGGAAACGUUUGCAAAUGAAAUUUUCUAAAAAAACAAAUGAACUUGUAAACGUUGACGCAGCGACGAAAAAAGCUGUUACUAAUCUAGUGAAGAAUACCAUGGAGCCAAACUUGAUCGGUAUAGGGGCUGAUGCUGUGGGGUUAAGGUACAAUACAUUAGAAGUUGUUGACGUUCAGAGAGUUGAGAAUGCUGAACUGUUCCAAAAAUACAGAGCAAAAAGAAAACAAGUGCUUGAAAAAACUAUCGCCACCAGAAAAAUAUGUCGCGACAUUAAAAAAAUAGACGGGUCUAAAGGAAGAGUAGUGACAACAGAGGUACUUGAUAAAAUGUUAAAGAAAGAUUUGUGCUAUGAAAUUAACGAGCACUACCUGUUCCAUGGGGCUAAAUCUGAAAAUAUAGAUACGAUAGUAAAGUACGGAUUCGAUCCUAGGCUGUCGCAUGAUGGGGAUAUGUUUGGCAGUGGUGUCUACACAGCAGAAAAAGUAACGAAAUCGGACCAAUAUUCGGAUGAAAAGUUGAAUCGAGUGCCAAACGACACAGAGCUAAAGCUGAUCCUGACUCGAACAAUACUUGGUAAUGUGUUCUUGUGUGACAACAACCACAGGUCUGUCGCUAGCAAAGGUAAUUUUCAUAGUCUUUGA